Molecule: messenger RNA, 819 nt
Organism: Colletotrichum acutatum
Lineage: Eukaryota; Fungi; Ascomycota; Sordariomycetes; Glomerellales; Glomerellaceae
Exons: 8
Coding region: 1-819 (272 amino acids)
Source: RefSeq, a predicted model, not a curated record
AUGAUCGUGGGUACCACGCGUCGAGCUCCCUCGUCGGGAAUUUUGCAACAGGUGGGCCGUACCAAGACAGGAGAAGCCGCUAUAGAUCCUGAUCCAACAGAAAACGGGCUCUGGGAUGGAGGAGGCACGUACAGAGCCCGUCGUUGGCUCGGCUGGCUUGCUAAGACUACAAGUCGAUUUGGUGUUUGGGCAGGCAUGGCCUUGGCCACGCAACCGCGUCCCGAUCUUGUCAUAAAAUCUGGCAUAAGCUCGACGGUUGACUUUGAGGCAAGCUUCUGUGUUCCAGACCGUUUUGCUAAGCUGCUGUUGAUGAACGUCGGAAUGUUUGCGGGCUACGAGGUCGUGUUCCGCGUCGACGAAGCGACUUGUCCGCGGUUUUCUGCAACGGCCAAGGUCGUGGUGCAUCUAUUGCUGACACAAAGAGGCAAUAAGCAUAUCUCAGUGACAGGACCAAAUCCCCGACUGAUGUUUUAUCUCUCCGAACGAUGUCGAUGGACUGGUGCAGACAAGGUGAGAGCCAGUGAGGUAUGCCAUCCCCGUGAUAAUAAGGCCAACGUUCGACAAAGGGCGUGGAUGUCUUGGUUGAGCGGGACGGGUGGUUCCUCAGGGCCUAAAAGCAACCGUGGUUUUGAGAAUCAGAAUCUUUUCCUCAGAGGUGAGAAGUUCAAGGCCCAUAGAGCUCCAGAGGCCUGCGGCCUUCGUAUGCGUCUUGAGCUUUGCACAGUCGCUUCGUCUUCGUAUGAUAUCGGCCGCACUUGGUCAGGUCAAGUUGUGCUGCGUGCUCCUCGCCGCUCAAGUAAUGUCUCGAGAGGUAGCUAG